AUGCGGCCCUUCUCUUCUCCUUCUCCCUUUACGUGGGUGACUUGCACCCUAGCAUUUCUUCCGGCAGUUCUUACCACGCCCCUCCCAAAGCGGACACAGGGCGUCUCGAUGGGGUUGGAUACAGACUUCCCAGACCCAAGCUUCCUUAAAGCCCAGGAUGGGAAAUGGUAUGCGUUUGGGACAAACGGAAAUGGCAAACGUAUACAGGUUGCUUCCUCAGACGACUUUUCGUCCUGGACGCUAUUGGAUAUCGAGGCCCUCCCCACCCUCUCAUCCUGGGAGACGGACAAGGAACACUACGCUCCGGACGUGAUUUUGCGUGAUGAUGGAAAAUACGUGAUGUACUAUUCGGGUGAAGCCAAAUCCGAUAUUGGCCACCACUGCGUAGGCACCGCCAUUGCGGAUAAGCCUACGGGACCAUAUGUCCCCAGCGACACGCCAUUUUCCUGCCGGCUUGAUCAGGGCGGAUCCCUCGAUCCAGCAGGAUUCGAAGAUGCAGACGGUACUCGAUACGUUACAUUCAAAGUCGACGGCAACAGUAUUGGCCAUGGCGGCGACUGCAACAAUGGAAUCGCCCCUCUAGUCCCCACGCCUAUCUUGCUGCAAAAGGUCCAACCCGAUGGUGUUACUCCUAUCGGCGAUGCUGUGCAAAUUCUGGAUCGCAGCACGGCCGAUGGUGAUGGGCCACUUGUGGAAGCGCCGAGUCUGGUGCUGCAUGAUGGAACUUAUUUCUUGUUCUAUUCGACGCACUGCUAUACUGAUGAGGCUUACGAUGUGCGAUGGGCUACUGCUACCAAUAUUACGGGCCCGUAUACAAAGACGAAUGUUGAGCUGCUGAAGACGGGGGAUGGCCUCAUUUCGCCUGGUGGAGCGACGGUUUGUGGGUGUGGAGAUCGAAUGCUUUUCCAUGGGUGGUGUGAUGACUCGAAGAAGCAGCGCUGCAUGUACCAUGCAGGUGUUGACCUGAGCGGACAGACAGCGAAUAUUGUUUAA
Messenger RNA from Penicillium cinerascens, 993 nucleotides. RefSeq names its product glycoside hydrolase family 43 protein. Gene Ontology annotation, molecular function: hydrolase activity, hydrolyzing O-glycosyl compounds. The record is from RefSeq and is a predicted model, not a curated record. The transcript has 2 exons. Lineage: Eukaryota; Fungi; Ascomycota; Eurotiomycetes; Eurotiales; Aspergillaceae. The coding region runs from base 1 to 993 and encodes 330 amino acids. Gene Ontology annotation, biological process: carbohydrate metabolic process.